AUGUCAGAUUUAAAAGCUGUAAUUUCCAGGCGCAAAACGGUUCGUAAAAAAGUUACUGUUUGUUAUGAUAAACGUGAUAGUUACAGGGGUUUAGAUCCAGCCUUGCAAACGACCGAAAAGGGUCUUCUGCUUAACUACCAGAAGAGUUUAUUGGAAUUGGACAAAGAAUUUUUUAAAUUGAAGUUUUCAGAUGACGGGGUAACAGAAGCGGCUUUAGAUACCGAGAGUGAUUUAUGUCAGGAAUACCAGGAUAGAAUCCAGACUUGCUUGUCUUUGCUGCCUGCUUCUCUCUCUAAUCAUUCUAAUGUUAGCAUUGAUAAUGCUCGUUCUUUGUUAAAGCAGCCCACUGCUCCUUUACCCAGGUUUACCAGUAAAGAAAACGAGGACUUCACGUCAUUUCUUAAGGAAUUCCGAAGUACCACUAGUUCCUUUACAUACCCAGAUCGUGAUCUUUUGUUGUUGCUCAAGCAGCAAGUAGACGGUCGUGCUAAAUUGUUGUUAGAUUCUUUAGAGGCGGACAAGCAAACCUUUAAUGAUGCAGUAGAGCUUUUGAAGGCAGCAUUUGCUUCGGAAAGCACUCGUAAGGUAAACACGAUCAGGCAGUUGACAGAACUUAAGUUAGGGCUUUCAGAUGAUCCAUAUUCAUAUAUUUCAAAAUUCAGGACUAUACUUCAGUCUGUUAGUACACUAGAAAUAACGGCAGAUGAUUUUAUACAGUACUUUGCAUGGUCAGGCCUUAAUGAACAAUUUAAGAAAGAGUUGGUUCAGAUUACCAAUCAAACUCGUCCUAGCUGUAAGGAUAUUAAGGAUAACUUCUUUACUGCCACUGAAAGGUAUGAGAAUGCUAGGAAAAUUUCAAAGUUUAAAGGUUCCGCUAUUUCUGGAAAUAUUCAAGGGAAGAAUCAGGAUACUUCAACUAGUUUGGCUAUCAAAGUCGACUCUAAUAUUAACAAUGCAUUAAAAAGCUGCAGCUUAUGCCAAAAGGUAGAUUCAAAGGAUAUUAAUCACUUUAUGUCCAAAUGUCCAAAUUUCCCUACUGCACAGGAGAAAGUAUCUAAAUUGUCAGAGUGUAAUGGCUGUGUAAAAUGUGGAAGUUUUAUGCACCCGACUACUAAAUGUUCGUUCAGGUUUCGCAAAAAGUGCUAUCAUUGUGGCGGUUGGCAUUUCUCCUUUUUAUGCAUAAAGACAAGCUCCACCCAAAGUAAAAAGGAGCAGUCUAGUUCUGUUACAGUUAAAACAGCAACGAACAGUGGAGUAGCAAUACUACCUAAUUGUAGUAGUAGAUCUGCUCUUCCAACUUUUACUUUCCAAGUUUCAGGUCAAGGGAGAUUAUUCAGAGGGCUCAAAGAUACCGGUUCACAAAGCACUUUUGUAUCGGAGAGACUAGCCAAUUUUGGUAAAUUUAAAGUUAUAUGCAAUGAUGUUGACUCGACAGUUAAUGGGUUUAAUGGGCCCAAGGUCUAUAAAACUAGAAUAGUACAGUUGCCUAUUACUUUUACCACUGGUGUAGUUGAGGUGUUUGCUAUGGUUGUGCCUUCAAUAAAUAUAAAGUUGUCCUUACCUGGUUUAGGGAAGGUUAUUAAAGCCUUUAAAGAUAAAGGUUAUUUCUUUGCUGAUGCCUUUUUAGACCAAAAAUCUAGUGAAAUUAGUGACAUUGAUGUCUUGUUAGGUUCAGAUUCCUCUCAUUGUUUGUUGGGAAAAGACGUUUGGAUUUGGCAAUAA
Messenger RNA from Macrobrachium nipponense, 1722 nucleotides. RefSeq lists its product as uncharacterized. The record is from RefSeq and is a predicted model, not a curated record. NCBI's taxonomy places the organism in Eukaryota, Metazoa, Arthropoda, Malacostraca, Decapoda, Palaemonidae. The transcript has a single exon. The coding region runs from base 1 to 1722 and encodes 573 amino acids.